AUAUCCCUUUACAUAAUAAUAAAAGAAGAUCUUUCGUCUUCCUCUCUCUCGCUCGUUCUUCUGAGAAGCUUCGAUUUCCGUCGAUCUGCUUGCUUGUACGUAUAAUUCAUACAAGUGCCGAAGAAAACCCUAGGUUGGGCUGACCGGGGGGGUGGAAAAUUUUGAAAUGGUUCCGCCGUUUAAGCGGGGAAAAGAGUCGGAGGAGGCUUCCGAUGCUCCAUCGAACAAUCUCUGGGUCGGAAAUUUACCGGCCGAUGUGUUGGAAUCGGAUCUGGUGGCGCUGUUCAGGAAGUAUGGCGAGCUAGAUAGUCUAUCGGCUUACUCGUUUCGGAGUUACGCGUUCGUGUACUACAAGCGUGUGGAGGACGCGAUAGCAGCCAAGAAGGCGUUGCAGGGGUCCAUGCUGGGGGGAAACCAGAUUAAGAUCGAGUUUGCUCGACCGGCUAAACCUUGCAAGAAUCUUUGGGUUGGUGGAAUAAGCCCCAGUAUUUCCAAGGAAGAAUUGGAAGAAGAGUUCCAAAAGUUUGGUAAAAUUGAGGAUUUUAAGUUUCUGAAAGAACGCAAUACUGCAUUUGUUGAGUACAUGAGGUUGGAGAAUGCUAUCCAAGCUGCAAAGAGCAUGAAUGGUAGGAUGGGUGGCGAGCAGUUGCGUGUGGAUUUCCUUCGAUCGCAACCCUCUAGAAGAGAACAAUGGCCAAGCUCCUAUGAUCACAGGGAUGCUCCUUCCAGUAGGGGAGUGGGGCUUCCUGAUAGCCACUUGAGUGCCAAAAGACCUCUCCUGCAGUCCUCUUUAGGCCUAAAAACAGAACAGCUAAGUAAUGUUUUGUGGGUAGGUUACCCUCCUUCCGUUCAGAUUGAUGAACAAAUGCUUCAUAAUGCUAUGAUACUGUUUGGUGAAAUUGAGAGAAUUAGAAGUUUUCCUUCAAGGCAUUUCUCAUUAGUCGAAUUUAGGAGUAUUGAAGAAGCUCGGCGGGCUAAGGAGGGCCUACAAGGCAGAUUAUUUAAUGAUCCAAGAAUCACAAUUUUGUAUUCAAAUGGUGAGCAGCCACUUAGCAAAGAUUAUCCAGGCUUUUAUUCUGGGAUCAAAGGAUCAGGAACCGAGAUGUUUAUUAAUGAACGUUCAUUUAGACCUCCAUCGGCGGAUAUUUUUGGUCAUAAUCAUCCAACUGUUGGUUCGUUUGCUGGGCCAUUGCCUCCGAAUAAUCUUCUUGCACCUAAUGUUACUGUGAGGCCCUUUGGCGUUCAAAAUAGUUUCGAACGAUUUCAUCCCGGUCCAGAAUACCCUGAAGUUGUUAAUUGUUCAGCGAGAACUGGAUUGGAUAUGUUGACCAAACACUAUGCAGAGGCUAUUGGGUUUGACAUUGUUUUCUUCUUGCCCGACAGUGAAGAUGAUUUUGCUUCUUACACUGAAUUCCUCCGAUAUCUUGGUUCAAAAAAUCGUGCUGGAGUUGCCAAGUUUGACAAUGGAACAACAUUGUUUUUGGUGCCCCCAUCGGAUUUCUUGACAAAGGUACUCAAAGUUUCAGGUCCUGAACGGUUAUAUGGCGUGGUUCUCAAGCUGCCGCCACCAGUUACUAGUGCUGUAUCCUUUAGACAGGAGGUGCCUAAGCCCCUUCCUUCAUCCUAUGUGGAUCGACAGCGGAUUGCUCCUGCCGAGCCUGAUUAUAACAUAUUCCAUAGAAAGGAAGAACAGACUCUUGCAAUGGAUUAUAACAGGGUUUUGCUGGAGGAUUCGAAGUCUUCUUUUAAACCAGGUUUUCCUCAUGCUGGUGAGCCUCGUGUCCAGCUAUCUGGUCCCAAAGGGCAACAACCUAUGAAUACUGCAUCAAUGCAUCAAGGUGGAGUCACUUUAACCCCCGAGCUUAUAGCAACUCUUGCUUCCUUACUCCCAGCAGCUUCUCAGCCUUCAGGUCCAGAAAUUCACCCGGCUUCUCUAAUUUCUUCAACUGUUAGACCUCCAUUUCCUCAAACAGUUGCACAAUCCAGCAAAGAAACUUCAUUGUCAGGAUGGAACCAAGACCAGCAAGCUUCUGAUUCUUCAGGUCAUUCAUUUCAGCAGAUGGGGAGUCAUUAUAAUCCACAGGCACAUCUAUCACAAAAUCAGCAUUAUCCAUCUGUCUCCAGUGCACCCAACUUUUCUGCACAGAUGGUCCUUGGAAGCACUCAAAUUCAAGAGCCUUCUGUCAGCCUGUUGCAACAGGCUGCUGUAUCGUCAAGGCCAUUAGCUAAGUUAAUGAUCUCUUCUCAGGGUUCACAUAUUGCUACUUCCCCACCUGUCAACCAGCAAUAUCAGCAGGAAGGUGCUUCCACCGCUCAAAAAGGAUAUGGAGUGGUGCAUGCAACUGAUGGUUCUGGAGUGUAUAGUUCACAAGCUUUUCAGCUUGCUAACAACCCUGGUGUCAUGUCUAAUCAGGUGCAUAGUGCUAAUCUGUCACAGCCUCAAAAUACAAUGCCUAUAUCAGUUGACAGAGUGAAUCUGGAGCUCCCUUCCCAGGUGCAGCAGAUUCACUCUGUGGGUGCAGUAGAUGCAGAGGUUGAUAAGAAUCAGAGGUACCAAUCGACUCUACAGUUUGCUGCUAGUCUCCUCCAGCAGAUACAGCAGAAGAAUCAACCAAAUACUCCAGCUGGGAGAGGAACUGCAGAUCAGUUAUGAAGGUUCCCUCUUGUUCUAGGUAAUUGCCCCUGCUAUACAUAAUAACUGCUGAAUUAUUAAUCUCUAUAUUCUGUUAGUCAAGUUUCUAAUUUUGUGCUCUCAUUUGCCAUGUUUGCAUGUGGAACAUAGUUGUUUGUUCUGGGUCUAUAAUUUCUCCAUGCUCUCAUUAUCAUGUUUGCCUGUGGAUCAUAGUUUAUUUUGAGGCUAAUUCCUCUAGUGUGUCUACUCUUUACCAUUUGCGGAGUUAAACUUUGGAUGAUCUUCUUGGUCACGCCUUUUGAAAAGCUUUCUGACUUAUGGAAGUUAACCUUGUUUCAAUAUUAGGAAAACUCCAAUGAUGGUGUUAAGUUCUUUAUAUGGCAGCGUUACAUUAUUCUAGAAUUGGAUGAUUAUCAGAAAAACUGGAGUGUGGUGAUUGUUUUGGAGUGUCUGAUACUGUAAGGAGCACAGUGGAAGAAGACUGAUCUCUCUAUCUAUUACCGAGUUCUUUUAGGUUUUGGGAUAGUUUCAUGUGGUGAGGAGGAAAUGAGGGACUUGAUUGGAAGUCCUUAAAAGAAUAGGAGUUGCAUGCUUUUGGGUCUUGAAGAUAUGGUUGUCCGGAAGACUGAAUUUGUUAUUCGACACAGUUAAAAACUUAGUAGCUUUCUUAUUUUUUUUUAAAAAACCUUAAUUGCUUUCUUGUUGCUCUGUCUGUUAGAUAUAUUCAAGAGUAACAUGUUAUGAAUUUUAGGCUUCGCUGGCAGGCUGAACUUCUUCUUUUGUAAGUUCAAACUCAUUUGAUUAAACAAUUUUCAUGGUUGAAUGAAUUUAAAUCGAACAGUGUCAAAAAUUGGCAUGUUUGAAGUGCCUUCAAAUUGAUUUUUAUUUGGGGUUUUUCCCCUACUGUAUGAAUUUGCCUUUUUUUUUAUGGAAUUACCUGGGCCACUAAUUAUACGGGCAAAGGGGUGCCUCUCACGUGCAAAGGCCAUUUACUCAAAAAUCAUUUUAAAAAAAAUAGCUACAAGGUGCUCUAGAAUGACUUGUAAAGGAAAUACAAAUUUACGAGUUUGGAGCUAGUGAUCUCUAGUUCUGUUGAAAGCAAAUAUUCUAAAAAAGUCUUAUGCUCCGUUCUUUCAUAAUAAUCUGAAGACCCUCUACGGAGUUCUUAUGUCAAGAUUUACAAGAAGCUUAUUGAUGAUCUCUAUCAAUUGAACAUGUUAAUGUAUGACGUUGCUAUGUAUGGGAGGUAGCUUGUAAAAGAUGAAAUGCUAAUUUAAGUUGAUUGUAUUUCACCACUGGAGUACAAUUUUGGUUAUAAGGAAGGAGAUAUUUUUACUUCUUUGUUUAGUAAUGUUUUGAAAUAUAUAGGAAAAAGAAUCUACUCAUAAGGCAUCAAGAGGGUGUCACCUGUGUAAAUACAGACAACAAAAUUUGUAAGGUCCACGCGCUCCCAAAUCGGUGACUAAACCAAAGCACCAAGAAAAACCAAAUAUCUCUAACUUGGUGAACAAGUUUUCAAUCCCAUUAAUAACUCUAAUGUUCCUCUCUUUCAUAUGUAACAAAUGAUGGUCGUCAUGUGAUAGUUCUUUGGAGAAGGCCUCCUGUUGCAAAAACAAGGCGAAGUUCAAAGCUUGUUACUAUGAGGGAUCCGUGGUAGAUAGUAGAUACAUGUAUGGACUUAAAUGUGGAUACAACUGAACACAUGACGUCGUCCUAAAUGGAAGAAUUAUAAAUGCUAUUGUUAUGGAUGCUAUUGUCGUGGAUGCUAUUGGUCAAGUGAUUGUUGCCAAUUUGAAUUCAUUCAUCCUAAGAGGUUCACUCACUAUAAAGACCACUUUUUUUGACGAAAGUUUUUUGAAGCAUCAUUUUUAUGUGAUGGUGAGUGGGAAUAAAGACUAUCAAUUUGCAACUUGAAUUCAGUUCGCCAAGGAGGUUCACUCGCUAUAAAGAUCACUUUUAUUUUGACUUGAACUGAUUGAAGCAUCAUUUUUGUGUCAAGGUAAGUGGGAGUAAAGGCUAUUAGGUCGAUGUUCCUCGAGACUUGCCUGGAAGAGAUUUGAUAUUUUAUUUGAGGAGGCAAGCAUAUGUGUGAGGAAUGAUCUAUAAGUAUAAAUGGAAAAAAUGUGAGUUGUUAAUGAACGAAAUCUUCCAGAAGUGGAAGCGGUUAUAGUCCAUGGUUUGAUAAAUUAAUCAUUGGGAGCUUGUGCUAAAUUAAUUAGAUUUCCCUAAGUAUAGCAAGAUAUUUCGUACAAAAUUUCUAGCUUGGAAAUUUCUUGUUGAAGUUGUGACUUUCGAGGCGCAAAUUGAUAACCUUCAUAGGGAUCCUUCUAAACAAAUGAAAAAAGAAAACAAAGAAGAGAAAGGCAAAUGUGAAAGUUAAUAUGAAAUGAUGACCCGAUCUUUAUAAGUACUUAUAGAAAUAUCCUUUUGAAAUUGAUUUGCCUUAGCCAAGGACAAGCCCGAGAAAAGGCAAAUCUUAUUCCAUAGACUCGGCCAUGUUUGCUAUAAGUUCUAUAACCUCAAGCCAAUCAUGGUAUUGUUGAGUACUUAACAUUCCCUAUCUUCUCUAUAUUGGCAUUCUUCGUCCAAAACUCGACCAUGACUUCCUGGUCUUUUCUUUUAAGAUUGUGGCAUUGAAUUUCAAUUCAAGCUUUAAACCUCGGACCUCCUUGGCUGCUACAAGUUUUAUAACCUUGGUUAGAGAUGGACAAUGUCUGUGAGUUUUUCUUCAUUUUCCUAUCUUGAAUUUAAUUUAAAGAUUCGUUAAGAGAGAAACUUACCAUUUUGAGUAAGAAAAUACUCAAAACUUUGAUGAAAUUCUUCAUGCAUAAUCUUUCAAUAGAGACAUUGGGUCAUGGCGGGUUCAAUUUGUGGGGAGAUUUAGGCAUGGGAUGGGUCAUGUGUAAAAAAAAAAAAAAAACAUUGCAAACAUUAUUCCAUUGAUGGUUUUUUGGGUUAUUCGGAAAGAAAGGAAUUCUAGAGCUUUUGAGGGUAAAGUUAGUAGUCUUUAUAGUAUUAGAGAUAAAUGGAUGCAGUCUUUUGGAAUCAUCUUAUUUGGUCAUGAUAUUAUUAGUGAUGAGGAUUUUGGGAAUGUAAUUGAUAUACUAACUUUUAUGUAAAUCUUUUAUACAUAGGUGGUACCCAGGAUUUGGUAUCCUGUUAAUAAAUACUGCGUACCUUUUAUUUCAAAAAAAAAUAUUUAGUAAUACAUUAAAACUUUAUUGAUUAUUGUUCUUUUUUGAGCAAAAUUGAGGAUUCAAAUAUUUUUAAUAGCUAUAAUAAAAUAGAAUUUACUUAUAUUUUCUAUUUAUAUUUUUUUUAACUAAAAGCUACAUAAAUUUGUUUUUGACUGUUACCAGAUUCAGAAGCUUUUUUCCAUAGUUAAUUUAUAUGGAGUUUGGGGAGGUAAAGGAAUUAUUGAUUAUCGAACAAUUGGAGAACAAACAAAUUGUACUCUUUUUGUUGUUAAUUUACAAGGAAAUGGAAAAGGAGAUUUUCUUGAUGUUGAAAGUCUUUUUGUCCUUAGAAAUGAAGAAUUUCUUCUCCCAAUUAGGUAGGGAACAUGGAGAAGGCAAAAACUUGGCUUGCCUGUCACUGUUACCUUCGUGUCUCUCUCUUUGGUUUCUUUAUGUAUGUAUGAUUCAGGACAUGUUAAAUUACUUAGACAAUGCACAUUGAUCAAAUAAAAGCAAUAAAGGAAGAAGGAACAUGGUUGGGCGAUGUGCUUACUCUAUGGAGCCAUAUGAGGAAUUUCCUCUGUAUGAAGAAUCACCUCUUAUAAUUAGGAAUAUAUAGGGAAAAGGAGAGAACUUAAUUUUAUAAGAAUUCCCUUAUAAUAGAAGCAGCCUAAGGUCAGAAAAUACUGUGAACGGUAAAUCCUAUGUUUAAAAAAUGUAAACAGUACAUCCUCUUAACCACAGCUGAACAAGACAAGAUAUUUCCUCCUUUAGUGAACCUGCUAUCAUCGAACUCAGACCCGAAAAUCUGUAAGUCAACGUCUAGAUCCUCUAGGCAUGUACUAGCACAUAAAAAACAUGUUCGCAUGACACAGCGGCUCCCUUGCACAAUAUACCAUCCAUUUGCUAAAGUUUUUCUUAAAAAGGAGAGCAACUAUAUAGAAAAAGAGAGAAACUGUCUUCAUUUCUUUUCUUAAUUUUCCUGGUUUUUACUCGGUUGCUUGAUUAUUUUAUCAACUAGCCCUUUUCCUUCUUUCUCCUGUGCAUGUGUUUAGCACCCUGCAUAAGUGUUCAAGGCAGAGACUUGUAGGAAUUAGAGCUCGGACAGUCAAAUGUGCGGGUCUUAAUAUGUUUGUGGUCUGUAGAGCCUGGUGCAAAUUGGUACAAAUACUGAUACUUGGUGGUAUAAAUAAGUUGGUUAAACAAGCCUAAUACCUGUGUAUUAAUGUCUAUGCUCUACGAUAGGAAUACAUUUUUUGCAAUGUGGAUGGGAGUUAAUAUGGUUAGUAUUAGAGAAUAUCAGGAACAGAAUGUGAUUAGAGGAGCAUCUAUACAAGAUCAGACUAGAAUGGUAUCUAAAUUAUUGUGAGUAUACAGUUCAGGAAGGUAAUAUUCAUUUUCCUUCCAUCUAUAUAGAAAAACUAUUGAGAAUCAACACUUUUACUAGAAAGAGCAAUGGGGAGAUACACGAACUUAAGACAUUUAUUUGAGGACCUCAACCCAAUAAGGAGCAUAGGACCAUUAUGGCUGAAAAAGUUGGAGAUUAGUUAGAUAUGAAAGUAUCGUCAAGUGAGUAUAAUACAAAAGACAUUGAGAAAAAAGAUAUGCAUCAUGGUGGCAGGAAUAUGCUGGCAUUCUGAUGAAUAUGAAUCGACAUUUUUUUUUCUCUCCAAAAAUGUGUAUUUUUUAAUUUAAAUAAUUGUGAGCUCUUUUCCUAAUGCCAAUCAGAGCAAAGCAACUUUUUAUAAGGAAACACACAACAGAGAUGAUACCUAAGUAUUGCAUUUCAGUUGGAACUUGUCUCAGCAUCGAGACCUUCCUGCUGCAAGGUGAUGCUUUGCCCUCUGCUAGAGUCCACUUCUGGGUCAGAGGAUCUAUUGCCCUGCUUUCUUGAGCUGCCAAGAUAGUGGCCAUUGUUUUCAUUCCUUAUUUCACCCUGAUAUGAGAGGGAAUGUCAGUACUCUGCCCUAUUCUUUUAAUCCUACACUGGGUUGUGAUGCAAUGGAAAACUCUUUUUCUUUUUCUCCCAACAAAGCUGGCCCAACUGGAUGUUUGUCUAGCCAAUCCCAACAGGAUCGACCUUUCACCUGCCCCUCGUUCUGUGGUACUUGCCUUCUUAUGGUACUAUAGCGCGUUUGCCCAAGUUUAUGAUAGGUAGUGUUUUCACGUUUUCAUAAGCUUUAUAGUUCCAUAUGUCGGAAGAAAACUUUAUUUUCUGAAGAGUACGCCAGAAGAAAACUCAGGACAGCUAUUGUUUAGUUGGAUGGAUAAAGAAUAGGAUGGAGUAAUCUAGAGUAAUAGAGAAAGGACUGGUAGGCUUAUGUUGUCUAGUUACUGUCCAAAUUUCCUUGUGCUUAAGUGCAUCUUAACAUUGCCUGCAAACAUAAGUACUUGCCUAUCUAUAUGCUUAUAAAUAUAUAAUCCUUGGAGUUCUCUUUUCCCUUGAGUGAAGAACUAGUUAGAUACAUAUAAGUCCGUCAAUUAAUUUCCGAAAAAGGAUAUUGCUUAUAUCUUUUCUGGUUUAAUGUGGGAGGGAUAGAAUGAUAUGUCUGUUGUCUGCCGGGACAUUUUGACUUUUCAUCGUGGAUGGUAUAUUUUACUGAAGUUUAAGGUGGGAUAUAUCAAUUUGAUACUCCAUUUGUGGACAUUGUCUUCUAUGUGAUGUUAUGAUUUUAUAGGGAUUUUAUUCGUGAAGUGGGCAGUGAAGUUACUAUAGAUGUCAGAUAGGUUUGUCACCUUAGUUAAAAGUGAUACCUCAAGCAACUUGUCAUUUCUUCGGUGUUAAAUAUUGUAUUUUAGCUCCUAAAAUGGGAUGCCAAGUUUUGAGGUUUGUUUCUGGACCAUUUGAUUUGUUAUGAAGUUUUUGGACAGUUUAUCUGAGGAUUCUUUUUCUUCUCCCCCUUAGAGAAGUUCACCUGAAUGAUUUUAUCUCAACCUGUUGUGAGCAAAGAUUUUUUCCUGCAUCUAUAUUUGAUUAGUCAAACAGAUUUUGGGAUCCCAAUGUUUUGAGGUUUAUAUUUAAGAUCAUUUGAUUGACAUUGAAGUUUGUUUGAUAAGACAUUUGAUUAGUCAAACAGGUUUGACGAUCCCAAGGGUUUGAGGCUAAUUUUGCUGUCAUUUGAUUGAGGUUUAUUUUGAGAUUAUUUGAUUUAUAUCGAAGUUAGUUUUAAAAAAAAACUAGUUGAACGUGUAGUUGUGUGCUUCAAAUAUGUUGUUGCAUUAUUUAUUUGAAGGAUUUUUCUUAAGAGUUGACCUGAAUGGUUUUUUGGAGUGUUCACCUGAAUUACUUUGUCCUGAACUAUUGUCAACAAAGAUUUUGUUCUCUAGUUACAAGUGAUGAAUAAUGAUUUAUCUGACUAUUGUUUUCUUUAUCUUUGCACAUGAUUCUCUUGCUGCUAAAAUUUUCAUCUUGUAUUAGAUAUUCUGCAACAUACAUUAAUCAAAUACUGAAUGCUUAAAAUUUGAACAUGCAUCUUUGGUUCUUUCUGUUUUUCGUGCAUGUUCUGUUAUAAUUAUCUGAAGGAUAUCAUGUUACUUAUUACAUUUUCUAAGUUGGGUGUUGUUAUUGCAUAACCUCUUUACUCUUGCAUUUGCAUGGGCAUCUAAUUCUCACUGCUGUUUACUCAUGCAUACUGUUAUAUUAAUAUGGUAUUGUUCAUUGACUUUACUGGUUACAUUAUCAUUUUACUACUGUUACUUUUACCUUUAUAACAAUUUUUUCUUUGUCCGAGGAGCAUUUUCUCAUUUUCAACUUGCACCUGUUAUUGGGGAAUGGUAGGGAAAGUCCUUUUAAACUUUUGAAUUGUAAUUAUUAUAACAUUUACUUAUGUAAAAGUUGGUUUCACUGAAUUGAAAAGACUAUUCUAUACGUGGUAAAAAGUGUUCCUUUCUCGAGUA
Carica papaya (papaya) is the source of this 9705-nucleotide messenger RNA. The record is from RefSeq and is a predicted model, not a curated record. NCBI's taxonomy places the organism in Eukaryota, Viridiplantae, Streptophyta, Magnoliopsida, Brassicales, Caricaceae.